AUGUCAAAAUUGCAGAUUGUUGCUUCAAAAGAGGAGGAAUUUGUCGAUCAAUGUAGGAGACUAAGUACAAUGAAAAGAUCAAUGGCCUUGAGCUAUGGUAUAGUAACAUGGCAAUUAUGGGUCAUACAACAGGGUACAGCUCUAGGUAUAGUGGACAAGCAACUUGUUCGAAGCACCAUUCAAUGUGCAAUGCAUUGCUGCUUACGGAAUGCUUUGUGUACACUACAAUUGGAAUCGUAA
Molecule: messenger RNA, 240 nt
Organism: Peronospora belbahrii
Lineage: Eukaryota; Oomycota; Peronosporomycetes; Peronosporales; Peronosporaceae
Source: the annotation of a GenBank genome assembly